This is a messenger RNA of Blepharisma stoltei, 225 nucleotides long. Lineage: Eukaryota; Ciliophora; Heterotrichea; Heterotrichida; Blepharismidae. The record is from the annotation of a GenBank genome assembly.
AUGAUGAAUAAAAAUAAUUGCUGAGACAAAGAAGGUACCUAUUUCUAUCAACACCAACCCAAUUGCCUUUACUCGGCCGAGUUAUGGCUGACUAUAGACAUCACCCAGGAGCUUAUAAAGAUUUUCAACUCAACAAUGUUCAAAUUCGUUAGUAAUUCAAUAAUGAUACCCUCUUCGGCAUUGCUGGUCCUCAAACGUACAAGGAUAGCUCCAAAAGCACAAUAG